AUGGAGUCGCCCCCUUUCGCGCUCACGCUAGACUGUCUCUUGGCGCCCAGUCCUGCGAGGCGUGCAUGGCCUAACUUGUCCUCAACCCCGACAAGAUCCAUCAUAUUCGCUAGCUACGCCCCUGAUACGAAAUCCAACAGCGGAAGAGUGCAUAAACCUGCAGAGCUUGGGCGGACAAAUUAUUUCGAGAUGUCUACCAUGCUUGUCGGCAGUGAAAUGAGCAUAAGACAUCUUGUGCAGGAUGCCGGACAGGGAAACCCAGCCGUCCCAAACUAUGGAUAUGUCCCUCAAAGACCCAUUGACAGGGUGGGAAUGUCGAGUACACAAGAUCGCAAGCGCGUUAUGUGUCUUAUGAGCGAUACUGGUGGCGGCCACAGGGCUAGUGCCCAGGCAUUGAAAGAUGGAUUUGAAGUGCUUUAUGGGAAUUACUUCGAUAUCAAUGUCGUGGACUUGUGGAGCAGUAGUUCGCCUUGGCCUCUUUGUAACAUGCCAAAGAGCUACUUCUUCUUGGUGAAGAAUCCUUGGCUUUGGAGGAUGAGCUUUCGAUGCUCAGAGCCAGAGGUGCUUCAUGAAGCACUGUUCACGGGUUACACGGCUAUCGUCGGAAGACGUUUCGCCCAAGCUUUCGAAGACUACAAACCGCACUUAAUCGUCAGUGUACAUCCGCUCAUGCAACAUGUGCCGCUAAAAGUUCUGAGCCGCAUGAAAGCAGCCGUUAGCUUUACAGCAGCCAAAGUGCCAUUCACGACGGUAGUGACAGAUCUUACCAGGUGCCAUCGCACAUGGUUCCACAAGGACGUGGACAAAUGUUUUGUUGCCACUCAGCUUGUUGCGGCACAAGCCAUGAAUGCUGGUCUUACUUCAAACCAGCUUUCAUGCCAUGGUCUGCCGAUCAGACCAGCAUUUAAUUUACCUUCCAAGCCAAAAGAUGAAAUCUGCGAUCAACUUGGGAUCGACUCGGCUGCCCCCACAGUCAUGUUGAUUGGUGGUGGAGAAGGGAUGGGAAAGCUCGAAGCGACUGCUGAAGCUCUCGCAAAAACGUUAUCUUCUUCACAUCAAUUGAUCAUAAUAUGUGGUCGGAAUAUUAAAUUGGCAGAAAAACUUUCUUCCCGUGCAUGGCCUUUGCGGGUACUCGUCAAGGGCUUUGUGAAUAACAUGUCUGAAUACAUGUUGGCUUGUGAUUGCAUCAUAACAAAAGCCGGCCCCGGUACAAUAGCUGAAGCUUUAAUUUGUGGCCGGCCAAUACUUCUCAAUGGUUUUAUUCCAUGUCAAGAGGAGGGAAAUGUUUCUUUUGUUUUGGACAAUGGUGUUGGUUCUUACAGUGAAAUGCCUGAGGAGAUGGCAGACAUCGUCGCUGACUGGUUUAGAGGUGAUCGCCAAGAGUUGAUUAACAUGUCGAGGAGAGCGAAAUUACUUGGGAGACCGGAAGCAACUUUCGACAUUGUGCGAGAAUUAUCAGGUAUGUGA
Micromonas commoda is the source of this 1467-nucleotide messenger RNA. RefSeq names its product glycosyltransferase family 28 protein (gene MGDA). The transcript has 10 exons. NCBI's taxonomy places the organism in Eukaryota, Viridiplantae, Chlorophyta, Mamiellophyceae, Mamiellales, Mamiellaceae. Gene Ontology annotation, biological process: glycolipid biosynthetic process. Gene Ontology annotation, molecular function: hexosyltransferase activity. Bases 1 to 1467 code for a protein of 488 amino acids. The record is from RefSeq and is a predicted model, not a curated record.